CGCCAUCUAUCGAUGAAAUCCCCAAUUUUUAAUCUAGAAAUCGUUUUAAUCGCACCUGUCUUAUUUUUACGUCAAUUUUUGAGGUUAUAUCCGUUACGAAAUCCAAUAAUUUCUCCAAUUUCUCAUAGUCACGUUUAGAAUGAAAUUCGCAGAAUUAUUUUAAAGCGUUAACAAAUUACGUGGAAAAAUGUAUGUAUUUUAAUAAAAUCGACGGGGAUUUUCAGUCUACCUCAUAACAAAAAUAUAAAUCAUUAAUAAGCAAAGGUUAACUUGUUUUCCUUGAAAUAGUUCCGUUUUUAUUAAUAUUACAUAUGGAAUCUGUUAAUUUCUUAUCUUAUCUUAAUAAAAAAGUGGUUUAAAUUUCCGCAAUUUAUUAUCGCAAUCGGAUUAACGCAAUCGUUUUAAAUAUUAUUAAUAAAAACAUAUUUUCAUUCUAAAACAGGACUUUAGAAUCAUAUUUGGUGCAAAAUCGAAUGUGUUGUGUCUAAUUUAAUAGUGAGUUAAAAAUGUGAGAAAUUUUUACGAAGAAAAGAUGUCCGGAGUUACGAAUCCCUCGUUCGAUCAAGAAAACGAUGAAAAUACACAGAAUCUUAGUGAGGAUGCGGUUUUACGAAGAAAUCAACCUAACCAAAGUUAUUUUGCGGAUGAAAGAAUUCGAAUACCUCACUCGGAAUCACAAUAUUUUAGUUUUAAAAAAUUAUGGGCUUUCACCGGACCUGGAUUUUUAAUGAGCAUCGCUUAUUUAGACCCGGGAAACAUUGAAAGUGACCUUCAAAGUGGAACGAAAGCUAAAUACAGCUUAUUAUGGAUCUUAUUAAGCGCCACCGUUUUGGGGCUGCUUAUGCAAAGAUUAGCGGCGCGUUUAGGGGUCGUUUCGGGAUUGAAUUUGGCUGAAAUGUGUCAUAGACAGUAUCGGAAGUUACCUCGAUUAUUGUUGUGGAUCAUGGUCGAGGUGGCUAUUAUUGGAUCGGAUAUGCAAGAAGUUAUAGGGACCGCUAUUGCUAUUUAUUUAUUAUCAAAUAAGGCGGUUCCGUUAUGGGUAGGAGUUUUAAUAACAAUAGCCGAUACAUUUACAUUCCUCUUCCUCGAUAAAUAUGGACUAAGGAAAUUAGAAUUAUUUUUUGGGUUAUUAAUCGGCGUUAUGGCAAUCACCUUCGGGUACGAAUACAUCAUUUCGAAACCGGACCAAUUAGAAUUAUUAGAAGGGAUGUUUUUACCAAUUUGCACUAAUUGCGAUGCUAACGCUUUAGUUCCAGCUGUUGGGAUUAUCGGUGCUGUAAUCAUGCCACACAACCUAUAUUUACACUCAGCUUUAGUGAAAUCUCGCGAAAUCGAUCGGAAAGAUCGCAACAAAGUGAAAGAAGCUAAUAUGUAUUUUUUCGUCGAAGCCUGCAUCGCUCUCUUCGUUAGUUUCGUUAUAAACGUUUUUGUCGUUGCUGUUUUCGCCCACGGAUUAUUUAAAGUUAAAAAUAAUGAAAUUAUUGAAAAAUGUAGUCAUUACCCUUCAAUAAAUGGUUCGGUUUUUCCGAAUAACGACGAUUAUGUCGACGCUGAUUUAUAUAAAGGAGGAAUAUUUCUCGGUUGUACUUUUGGGUUAGCAGCUAUGUACAUUUGGGCAGUUGGAAUUUUAGCGGCCGGGCAAAGUUCAACGAUGACCGGGACUUACGCCGGGCAAUUCGCGAUGGAAGGAUUUUUAAAUUUGCAAUGGGCGAGGUGGCGUCGCGUUUUAUUAACGCGAACCAUCGCAAUCGUUCCAACCUUUUUAUUGGCUUUUUAUACAAGAAUUGAAGAUUUGACGAACAUGAACGAUAUUUUAAAUGCUGUUAUGAGCCUCCAAUUACCGUUCGCAACGAUUCCGACGAUCGCUUUUACAAGUAAUAGUGAAAUUAUGGGGGAAUUUGUUAAUGGAUGGGUAAAUAAACUGGUGGCUACAUUAUUGAGUGUUGUUGUAAUUGGAGUGAAUACAUACACGGUGAUAAACACCGUGGGGAACUUGCCAUUAAAUUGGGCCUUGUUGGUUUUAAUAAUAUCGUUCGGAAUCCUUUAUUUGUUGUUUUGUGUUUAUUUAAUGAUUCAUAUGGCUGUUUCUAUGGGGGCUGAGCGUUUAUUGCGAUAUAAUUCCGUGAAACGAUUCGUUAUGGUGCAAGAGGAUACCCAAAGUAUUAUCUCACCACACGGAUAUUCAAACUUGGAAGAGAUCACGUAGUUAUCGAAGCACUUUUAUUAACGUAAUUUGGGUAUUUAUUUUAAUUUAUUUUGAACAAAUGCACGAAUGGAAAUUCCAACCGAUUUUACAUCAACCACGGAUUUGUACAGCAAUAAAUUUUAAGAUUAUCAAAUAUCUUUUGUGAUACCAAUUUUAAAACGAUAAUAAAGAGUUUUAGAUAAAUU
This is a messenger RNA of Onthophagus taurus, 2391 nucleotides long. Lineage: Eukaryota; Metazoa; Arthropoda; Insecta; Coleoptera; Scarabaeidae. The record is from RefSeq and is a predicted model, not a curated record.